CGAAGUCCCACCGUAGGGAGAUCCAUCUCUAGGGGAGACCAGACAAGCCCAGAAACGGUUAAUUACGCUACGGCUACGCUACGCUUCUCAUCUCAACACCGACCGACCCCGAACAGGACAGGACGACUUUAAAUUCAGAGGAGGCCCCCUUGACUUGAACUCUUCAUCAACCUCUUGGCGUCAUUCUUCGCCUCUUUUAAUUCAUAAACUCCGCUGUUUUUUAUCACCGCGGGCUCUUUCUUCUUUUUUUCUCCCCUCUUCUCUACCCCACCAUCUAACAUCUAUCACCAUGGAUCUGAACCCCAAGUACGACAACUAUGACUUCCCCAUCAAGGGCCCUGAGAAGCAGGAUGGCCACGCCGGCUACCUCACAGAGGACCAGAUCGCCAAGCUUCACCAGUUCCGCAUGAUGCUCGAGUCCGAAGGUUGCACUGAUCGAUUGGACACCUUGACUUUGCUUCGAUUCCUCCGAGCGCGCAAGUUCGAUGUCGAGGCCGCCAAAGCCAUGUUCUUGGAUACUGAGAAAUGGCGAAAGGAGGUUAAGCUUGACGAGACUGUGCCUAUCUGGGACUAUCCCGAGAAGGCUGAGAUCGGAAAGUACUAUACUCAGUUCUACCACAAGACCGACAAGGAUGGCCGACCCAUCUACAUCGAGACCCUUGGUGGUAUUGAUCUGACCGCCAUGUACAAGAUCACCAGCGCUGAUCGCAUGCUCCUGAACCUCGCUGUCGAGUACGAGCGCGUCGCCGAUCCCCGUCUUCCUGCCUGCUCCCGCAAGGCCGGCCACCUCCUCGAGACAUGCUGCACCAUCAUGGAUCUCAAGGGCGUUUCCAUCACCAAGGUUCCCCAGGUCUACUCCUACGUCCGACAGGCCUCUGUCAUCUCCCAGAACUACUACCCCGAGCGUCUCGGCAAGCUGUACAUGAUCAACGCCCCCUGGGGUUUCUCCACCGUCUGGAGUGUGGUCAAGGGCUGGCUCGACCCCGUCACCGUCUCCAAGAUCAACAUUCUCGGUUCUGGAUACAAGAGUGAGCUCCUGAAGCAGAUCCCCGCCGAGAACCUCCCCAAGCAAUUCGGUGGCGAGUGUGUGUGCGAAUCUGGCUGUGAGAACAGCGAUGCUGGUCCUUGGCACGACCCUGAGUGGGCUCGUCCCGCUUGGUGGGAGAAGAAGCAGGAUGCCACCGUCAUCGAGAACAAGGGCUCUGAGAUCGAGGAGCCCGCAAAGGCUCCCGAGGCUGCUCCUGCUGCUGAGGGUGCUGAUGCUACCCAGACUGCCCCUGCUCCCGCCCCUGCUGCUGCUUAAAAAAGAGUAAAUGUACCAAGGUGAAGAAUACGGAAGAAAGAUAGACGGGCGGUUUUGCUACGUCUUAAUAUAGACCACAUAUUUUCUCUCGUUUACCAUGCUUUUUUUUCUUUUUCAACAAAUGGGGGUUUGAGAGGUUGUCUGAACGGAGAUAUAUAUGGUUAAAAACAUGUUGGAGGGGAGUAGGGCGGAGCAUGACGUUUGUAGGGAGCACAAAAAAAGACUUCCAGCCCCCUUCUUGUUCUGCUCGGUGUAUAAACAUGCUCAUGUGGAUGUUUUAUUUCGUGUGUGCCUAGACUUACGUUAGAUGUUGGCUGCCGAUGACUGCAAUAAUUCUCAACAAUAGACGUGGUCUCGAGAU
This is a messenger RNA of Fusarium redolens, 1664 nucleotides long. Its product is annotated as CRAL-TRIO domain-containing protein. The transcript has 4 exons. The coding region runs from base 290 to 1303 and encodes 337 amino acids. The record is from RefSeq and is a predicted model, not a curated record. Lineage: Eukaryota; Fungi; Ascomycota; Sordariomycetes; Hypocreales; Nectriaceae.